This is a messenger RNA of Mycetomoellerius zeteki, 2008 nucleotides long. It is a transcript of the gene ITP, whose product is annotated as ion transport peptide. Gene Ontology annotation, molecular function: neuropeptide hormone activity. The record is from RefSeq and is a predicted model, not a curated record. NCBI's taxonomy places the organism in Eukaryota, Metazoa, Arthropoda, Insecta, Hymenoptera, Formicidae. The transcript is spliced from 3 exons. Gene Ontology annotation, biological process: circadian rhythm. Gene Ontology annotation, cellular component: extracellular region. Bases 629 to 1135 code for a protein of 168 amino acids.
UCCACGCGAGACGACGCAUCUCUCUUGUCCGCCGUCGCCACCCGCCACCGUUACUACUGCUACUACGACUACUACUAUACUCACGCACGCCUCUGCAGAGCGCCGGAGUAUCGCGUACCGCGUGAGAGCCACACGUUCACGUAACACAGACACCGUGCGUCGCAAAGAGGAAAAGAGAAGGAGACGUAUCAACCGGCUGAAAGAUAACACGUUGAUAAGACGCGCAGCAUCAGAAAGAUCACGAUCCUUCCGUAAACGCACUAUAUAUAUAUUUAUAUAUAUAUACACACGCAACUUGAUUUCGUCCACGAAAUCCGAGGAGCCAGUUCCCCCCCGCGUUCGUCGGUUCGUUCAGUGUUCGCGUCGUUCAGCUAUUGUUCGGGGAACCGCGUGUCAAUCGUAGCGGCGAGUGUCAAAAGUGAACGAAAAGGAGAACGGGAAUCCUAAUUCGGUAGAUCCAGUGAAGAGGCGAAGAGAGAGAGAGAGAGAGAGAGAGAAAGAGGGAAGAGAGUAAGAGAUAAUAAGACAGAGAAAGGGACCCAGUUUUUCCUUUGGAACACGCCGACGAGAGGAGAUCCAGAAGCGCGAGAUAAACCAGGACCAAGAGUGCGAAAGAGCGAAUAACGAAAUGAUGCAUCGGCAGCAGAACACCCAGUCAUCCAACGACGAAUUCGCGAUGUAUCCAUCGGCCGCGUAUCAUUCCUCGUGUCCGACGCUACUCACGUCGACGUCGUCGUCGUCGUCGUCGUCGUCGUCAUCGUCGUCGAGGUCGUCGUCCGCGAGGUCGUCCUGUUCGUUACUGAUGUCCGUUCUCACGUGGUCGCUGACGUUACUGUUGAUCUCGUCCUGCAUCGGCCUGGGCGCGGACGCCGCCAGCCUUAGCGGCCAUCCUCUGGGCAAAAGGUCGUUCUUCGACAUCCAGUGCAAGGGCGUGUACGACAAGAGCAUCUUCGCCCGUCUGGACCGCAUCUGCGAAGACUGCUACAACCUCUUCCGGGAACCGCAAUUGCACAUGCUUUGCAAGCAAGACUGCUUCAGCACACAAUACUUCACGAGCUGCAUCCAAGCGCUGCUGCUUGAGGACGAGAAGGAAAGGUUGCAGGAGAUGGUCGAGUACCUAGGUCGCAAGAAGUAAACGGGACAUGGUCGGAGCAACGACGCGCCGCACCACGAAGGAGACACAUCACUCGGCACACACAUCCUCACACACGCACGCAUACAAGUACACAUACAUACACAUGCAAAGACCAAGAAGGAGAUCGAUGCAGAACGCGGUCUGGACUACAAGAAGAACGAAGAGGUGGACUUCGGCGCGACGAUCGUCGUUGUUCCGCGAAUUUCGAGGAGUCUCGAGUUUUACGAGAUUUAAUUCGAUACCGUUCUUCAUCUGAAGAGGAAUGAGUCAGACGUCGCGUUGGAGAACAGUGAACACGCCGAGCGAACCGCGCGUAUCGAUCUCCGGAUUCCGAAGAAAUCGUUAAGAUCUUUGUCAGAGUCCGGAUAAUUUCAUCUGGAGAUGAUAAACGACCUGAAGAACGGUACGGUAGUACUUACGACGUCUACGAAGUUCAGGAAGAAGACUCGCGGUGGAAAAUUCACGGCCACACCCGGAAUGUGCGAUCAAUGCGAUUCAUCUGCCAACUCGAGACGUGGUUUCGAUGUCCACGUAAUAUAGCGAGGGAUAUCGCGAACGUCGUUCUGUUCUAACAUCGGCGAGUACUCGCGGUGCGACGAGAGUACGAUUGAGAGAAUUCGCAGGGAAACCGGAAGAGAGACGGCGAUCCUCUUCGCGGUGAGUCGCGUUGUUGCUUGACACGACGAAGAACGAAGUUACAUAAUAAUAUACUAAAUAAUGAGCCCCACGGGGAGCGAAACGAUACGAUUGAGCCAUACAAGUAAACACUCACACACUCACACAGCGAAUCUAUACGAAUUCUAGUCGAUAAAAUAUCUGCGCUCUCGCGCACCACGCCACUCGUUUUUUUUUUAUUCGAUUAAUCAUUAAUUA